UGGUGAGUUUAAAGUGAAAUUUGGCUUUAGCUUCCCCACUGUCUCUUCCCAUAAACCUCUCCUAAACCCUUCCAAUCCAAUCACCAAACCACCAUGAAUUCGUACAACACCAACACCCCAAACUUCGACAACCUUCUUCUCCAAUCCCUAAUGAACAGACUCCAAAUUAACCCUCCAAAUCCACCUUCCAAACAGUCCCUUGAAGAUCUCCUUUUCAACACUCUCCCUUUCGACGACGACGACGACGAUGACGAUAACAACAACGACGACAACUCCUCGAAAUCCGAGCUGGAAAAAGAAGAAUCUCGUGUCGAAAAAGAAAUAAUCCGAACAAUCCUAACUGGAAAAAUUGAGUCCCUUAAACCCAAUUCGGGUCAAGCUGUUUCAAUUGGUGAACACCAUAUAUGUGUUGGGUUUCAUGAGGAUACGGGUUCGGAUUAUCGGGUUUGGGAAUGGCAUGGUCAUGUUAUGCUUUUUGAUGAGGAAAAUGGGUAUACGCCUGAGUAUAUAUAUGGGAAUUACUUUGAAAGAGUUAAUACUAAGCUCAUGAAGAAGAAAGAAGAGGAAAAGGAAGAACAGGAGAUUGAAAAAGAUGAAGAAGAAGAAGAAGAGAAAAGUGGGAAUUUGGGGUUGAGAGAGUUGAUUGAAUCGGGAGAAUCGAAUAACGAGGGUCGGAUACUUAGGAGGAAUAUGAAUGCUGGCGCUAAAAGGGUCUAGAUGUUUGCUGUUUACUCUAAAAGAAAACAACUUGGGGUUCCUGCAUAUUUUCCCUUGGCUGCAUGGAGAUUUUUUACAUUUCCUUUUCCAAGCUACUUGGUGUUCAGACAGCAUAUUUGCAAAUUAUGAUCUUGCGUGGUCUGAUAAAUAGCAUUGCAAAGCAAAAUAAGAGCUUCUAGCAGCUGAGAAUAUAGUUCCUACUUUCCUUUUAUCCCCUCUUCGUUCUCAAUUUCUUAAAAUUUUCAAUAAGACUCGAGAUAGAAACAUUUGAGUUGUUUGGUUUGUAUCAUCUGGCUGAAAUACUCUUCUAACGAAACAUUCGUCUAAUUGUCCCGCUGAUAAACUCACUGUUGAUGUAUGCUGUAUCCUAUAUUGUCUUGGAUUUUCCGAAAAUAUUAUUGCACUCGUGUCAGAUUGUUCAAAAA
This is a messenger RNA of Lycium barbarum (goji berry), 1142 nucleotides long. Its product is annotated as transcription initiation factor TFIID subunit 7-like. The transcript is spliced from 2 exons. The record is from RefSeq and is a predicted model, not a curated record. NCBI's taxonomy places the organism in Eukaryota, Viridiplantae, Streptophyta, Magnoliopsida, Solanales, Solanaceae. Bases 94 to 717 code for a protein of 207 amino acids.